AUGCUUACAGAAAAGGCGUCUAAUCCUGAUAUUGCUUCUUCAUUUAACGGCCAUGAGGGGGGGUUGAAAGACGACCGUGCCUGGAAGACCGUGCUCCACAGCCUGAGGUCUCGCUCACAUGCAAGACGCGAUGGUCUCGGGCGUUCGCUGUUGGUUAAGUUCGGAGUCGUCGUCGCUAGCUUAACCUUCGCAUUCCUGCUAGUUCAAUGCGCCCGCGCAUUCUCUGCAUUGAGGGUGUUUGGCAGUCAGACUAGGUUGCUCGCGGGGGGGAGUUUUCUGUAUCCUGUCAUAGGAUGCGGACCCGAGAGUAGUUUUGUCUAUGAUUUUGAUGGUGACAGGUCGGCAAAUAGUGGUGCAAGAACAGGUGCUUUGCUAGACCUUACGGCUUUUUUGUCUGGAUAUUCAGGCGGAGUUUCCGUUGCUUCUGAAGAAGUAACGUGGGACCCAUCGCCGGAACCCCCGGUGAAUGUGCCUCCCAUCGCAGAUCCAGGGCCCGGAGGUCUUUGGCUUGUAGCGACACCUCCCCCCGAGCCGGAGCCUUCGGGUCCAUUUUAUGGAGUUCCCGUUGGCGAGCCGUUGAAGUCUGGAUAUGCGGAAGGAAGUGGUUCAAACAACACUAGACCUCCGUCUGAUACACUUAGCAAUGGUAUUUUACUGCAUGGUGCGGCCAGCUCCGUGGGUACCCCAUCCCCCUUGCAAGGAGCGACCGGAGACGCUCAGAGACGAGGGUCUCCCAAACUUGGCCCAUUCGGCGUGGUUGCCGGAGGCUACGUGCAGUCACCUCUUCUCGGUCAGCCACCUAGUAAUACCCCUCGAGGAAGUCGCUCCUCACCCUUAACUGGUGGGCAAGAGGGCAUCAUUAGGUGUAUCCACAGCGUUUCGAGCCAGAGACGGACAGGCUCUGACGUGACGGGUGCCUCCUGCUGCGAAGACACCGACCGCUGUUACAACUCUGUGCCUUGUACGUGCGGCGGGUACGAGGUUCGGUUAGUCAGGCGAAUGUGGGAAGCACUAUGGAUAAAAGGGUGCACAGCGUGA
Messenger RNA from Eimeria mitis, 1038 nucleotides. RefSeq lists its product as uncharacterized. NCBI's taxonomy places the organism in Eukaryota, Apicomplexa, Conoidasida, Eucoccidiorida, Eimeriidae. The record is from RefSeq and is a predicted model, not a curated record.